AUGGCGAAAGCACUUAUUCUCGGUAGCACGGGUCUCGUGGGCUCUUUCAUUCUAUCGACUCUGAGAACCAACCCAGCGUCUCAAUUCUCCAGCAUCGAGGUCAUCGCUCGACGAUCUCCGCCUGCUGCGACCGGUGAAUCCAUCCCGGUCAACGAGUUCAUCGAGAAGGACACCUCAAAGUGGGCCGCGCAUGUAUCGUCGCUGUCUCCGCCGGCCUCCGUGCUCUUCUGUGGCCUCGCCACGACGCGCGCCGCCGCUGGAGGGUUCGACAAACAGUACAAGCUCGAGCACGACUUGAACAUUGAGCUGGCCAAAGCGGCCAAGGAGGCAGGCACCAAGACCUACGUCCUGAUCUCCUCCGGUGGCGCCGACCCGCACUCGUUUUUCGGGUAUCCCAAGAUGAAGGGCGAGAUCGAAGAGCACGUCAAGGCUCUCGACUUUGACCACACCAUCAUCCUCCGCCCGGGCCUGAUCAUGGGGAAGCGCCAGGAGCACCGUUUCGCGGAAGGGCUCUUCCAAAGCCUCGCUUCGGGACUGGGCAGACUCAAUCGAUCCUUGAAGGACUCCUGGGCUCAAGACGCAGAAGUCAUUGCCAAAGCGGCCAUCGCUGCAGCGAUCAAGGCUGAUAAGGGAGAAGUCAAGGAUAAAGUGUGGGUGAUUGACCAAAAGGAAAUCCUCCGUCUUGGGGACAAGGAAUGGAAGUCAGUUUGA
Molecule: messenger RNA, 711 nt
Organism: Fonsecaea nubica
Lineage: Eukaryota; Fungi; Ascomycota; Eurotiomycetes; Chaetothyriales; Herpotrichiellaceae
Exons: 2
Coding region: 1-711 (236 amino acids)
Biological process (GO): import into nucleus
Cellular component (GO): cytoplasm
Source: RefSeq, a predicted model, not a curated record